AUAGCAUCUUUUUUCUUUUGGUUGAUUGUUUUCCUCAUUCCAUUCCCAUUUUUUUCUUUCAUAAAUCCAUCCCAAUUCCCAUUCCCAUUCCCAUUCCCAAACAACAACAACAACAAUUACAAUCACCCAUAAUAAUACAAACGAAACCCUAAUUACACAAGUUCUGCAUAAAAUUUCAUCCAAUUUUAUUUCAGUAAAUUAUCACAAAUGAGUGACAAAUUAAAUACGCAUCAAAAAGGCAUCAUGACUGAAGAAGAUGUUUCCACCAUCUUACAAAGGUAUACAGCUACAACAGUGCUGGCAUUGUUACAAGAAGUGGCUCAAGUUCAUGAUGCAAAACUCGAUUGGAAAGCGUUGGUUAAACGGACCGCAACCGGUAUAAAGAGUCCCAGGGAAUACCAAAUGUUGUGGCGACAUUUGGCGUAUCGUCACGACUUAGCCGAAAAGUUAGAAACUGAGGCUAAACCUUUGGAUGAUGACAGUGAUUUAGAAUAUGAGCUGGAAGCUUUUCCACCUAUUAACAACGAGGCUUCAUCGGAGGCUGCGGCAUGUGUGAAGGUACUGAUAGCUUCUGGUUCAACAUCUCAUUCUGGCUUAGAAAAGGGGUUGACCAUUGAAGCUCCAUUGACUAUAAAUAUACCUGGUAGCAAGUCAACUGGAAAUUCAUCAGAAAAUCCACUAAGUGUAAGAGGGACCAACAUUACAGUUCCAGUUUCAGUUCAAAGACAACCACACCCUGUAGUUGCAACAUCUACAGAAGAAUUGGAUAAAAACGGUCCUGUAUUUAGCAGCUUUCCUCCUCGUAAGAAAAGAAAGCCUUGGUCUGCAGCUGAAGACAUGGAACUGUUUGCUGCGGUUGAGAAAUGUGGUGAAGGGAAUUGGGCUACCAUUUUAAAAGGAGGUUUUAAGAGUGAUAGAACUGCUUCACAGCUUUCUCAGAGAUGGGCUAUUAUCAAGAAGCGGAACGCCAAUGCAAAUGUGAAGCCUGGUACCCAACUUUCUGAGGUACAAUUGGCAGCUCGACGGGCGCUUAACAUGGCCCUCGAUCCACCUGGAGGGGAUAGUUUGAAGACAUCUUCUACACUUGGUAGGACAAAAUCGAGCAUCACCAAUAUUACACCCAUGCGUUCCAUUUUCCCCGACAGUCCAUCUACUUCCACCCUUUUUCAUGAUCAGCCCUGUGAAGAUACUUCUGCCCAAAAAAAAACAUUUCAUAAAAUUCGACCCAAGACAUCACCAAAAUCUCUAACCAAUGGCCCGGAUCCAAUAAAAGCUGCUGCAGUUGCUGCUGGAGCCCGCAUUGCAACCCAGACCCCUGCUGCAGAUAUGUUAAAGCAACGUAUGAAGUCCGCCAUUCAUAUCAAAACAAAUGCUACGAACUUCCGUAAUCUCCCUUCACCACUUGCCUUGCGGCCUCAAGAUCAUAAUGCAAUUGUGGGACCCCCGGUACAGUUUAUUCCAGUCAGCGCUGCUCAAGAAACAAAUGGUGUCACAAGUUCCAGCUCAGCAAACUCGUCAAAAGUGGUCCAAGAAGAUCAGGCUACUACUAUCACGGCAAAAGUUGAAACUUUACAAGAUACUUCAGAAAAGGAAGUUAAAGAAGAUGCAGCUUCGUCUAUCGUCGAACCUAUGAUCAUGGAAACCUGCGACUGAAAGAACCAAGCAAGAGCAAUAGUGGCCAUGAAAAUUAGGUUCUUUGUUGUAUUCAGUUUUGGUAGGAAUGGUAACUUCAUAUGCUUUUGCAACUCAUAUAUGUGACUGUCUGCUGGAUGCUGUAUACAGUUCUGUUAGAAAUUGUCAGAUAGCUUUACUUACAAGUUUAUGAAAGUGGCAGAUAGAUGUUUUUCCUGGUCA
Molecule: messenger RNA, 1854 nt
Organism: Erigeron canadensis
Lineage: Eukaryota; Viridiplantae; Streptophyta; Magnoliopsida; Asterales; Asteraceae
Exons: 6
Coding region: 208-1653 (481 amino acids)
Source: RefSeq, a predicted model, not a curated record